AUGGGGUCAUUCAUCCCGUCGGUUGCACUCGGAGCAAGCCUAGUGUAUCUCUACCGAGGUGAAAUGUCGGUCAACACAGCUGAUCGCCGCGUGGCAAAAAAGUUCAAGUGGACCAUGGACUUUUCGAGCAGAAAGCCACCAGAACUCGCGUCUCCUCCGGGUUUCAGCACUACCCCAAUCCAAGUCCCAGUGGAAGCUCAGCAUCAAGGAGACCAUCACCUGAUCGUGAAGCGCUCUUGGGAUCUGGCCCUGGGACCGCUGAAGCAGCUACCGAUGAACGCGUUCAUCCUCUACAUGGCCGGGAACUCCAUCUCCAUCUUCCCCAUAAUGAUGGUGGGCAUGAUGCUCAUCCGCCCCGUGAAAGCCCUCAUGACCACGCAGGCCACAUUCCGCAUGAUUGAGGGCAGCCAGUCCCUCCUCCAGAAACUUGUCUACAUCCUGGGAAACCUCGCUUGUGUGGGGCUGGGCCUGUACAAGUGCCAAUCGAUGGGCCUGCUCCCGACGCACGCAUCGGACUGGCUGGCCUUCCUCGAGCCGCAGGAGAGGCUCGAGCAUUCGUACGGUGGGAUCGUUUAUCGAACUUGAUUCGCCUUGUGAUCGCUUCUCAUCCAUUAUUCAGCCUCAGAUAUAUCUCACUAUUAUGAUGGUCAG
Darwinula stevensoni is the source of this 651-nucleotide messenger RNA. Lineage: Eukaryota; Metazoa; Arthropoda; Ostracoda; Podocopida; Darwinulidae. The record is from the annotation of a GenBank genome assembly.